UGGUGCUACAUUCCUUCGCAAACACGACAGAAAUCGUCAUGACAAUGGCGCAGAUAUUCUCACUUGCGAUGAGUGUGGCGCAUCCAUACAAGGAAAAGGUCGAGAGUAUAAUCUUCAACGACACAAGACCAAUUAUUGCCCCGCACGAAAGCAAGCUACGCAAAACGGAAUUGCCAACCGAAACAAGGAUACCGGGCACAUCUUGAGUCAAGUGUCGAACCAGCUUAUAGACAUUUCACAAGUCCAUGGCCCAGUUACUCAAACAUCGGUCCUAUCAAUGGGGCCUACAGAGGAUCACUAG
Molecule: messenger RNA, 301 nt
Organism: Acaulospora colombiana
Lineage: Eukaryota; Fungi; Glomeromycota; Glomeromycetes; Diversisporales; Acaulosporaceae
Source: the annotation of a GenBank genome assembly